Molecule: messenger RNA, 2322 nt
Organism: Xyrauchen texanus (razorback sucker)
Lineage: Eukaryota; Metazoa; Chordata; Actinopteri; Cypriniformes; Catostomidae
Product: tetraspanin-5-like
Exons: 9
Coding region: 259-1074 (271 amino acids)
Biological process (GO): protein maturation; regulation of vascular endothelial growth factor signaling pathway; protein localization to plasma membrane
Cellular component (GO): membrane
Source: RefSeq, a predicted model, not a curated record
UCUCAUGUCUGAAGGACCGCUCGUCCCGUUAUUCGAUUUAAUUGUCAAUAGCGAGAAUAAUUGUGUUUUCUAGAAGAGGGAAAACCAUCGUUUCGGCGGAAUAGGCAAAGCCCCGUGAGGCAUUGCAUGGCAAGCUAUCGACAUGUCGUAAAAAUGAUAUAAAUAGAGAUAACAGUUUUCUAGUCGGUGGGCGAAAAUCUUCUCCAUUAUUAACAAUCAUCGGAAAGAUUCUCACUGUUUAUCGUUUUGAUCGCAAGUAUGUCAGGAAAACAUUUCAACGUCCACGAAGUGGGCUGUUGUAUCAAAUACUUCAUAUUCGGAUUUAAUAUUAUAUUUUGGCUGCUGGGGGUCGCAUUCCUGUCUGUGGCCCUUUGGGCCUGGAGUGAGAAGGGAGUUCUCUCUAACAUCUCCUCCAUCACAGAUCUGGGUGGGUUUGACCCAGUGUGGCUGUUUCUCGUGGUCGGUGGGGUGAUGUUCGUGCUGGGCUUCGCCGGAUGUAUAGGAGCAUUGAGAGAAAACUCAUUCCUACUCAAGUUUUUUUCCGUCUUUCUGGGAAUCAUAUUUUUCCUGGAGUUGACUGCAGGAGUCUUGGCAUUUGUCUUUAAAGACUGGAUCAAGGACCAGCUCAAGUUCUUCAUCAACAACAAUAUUAGAGCCUAUAGAGACGACAUUGACUUGCAGAAUCUCAUCGACUUCACGCAAGAUUAUUGGGAGUGUUGUGGAGCAUUUGGGCCUGAAGACUGGAAUCUGAAUAUCUACUUUAACUGUACUGACACUAAUCUGAGUAGAGAGAAAUGUGGGGUUCCCUUUUCCUGCUGCACCAAGGACCCUGCUGAGGAUGUAAUCAACACACAGUGUGGAUAUGACAUUCGAGCGAAAAGUGACAAUGAACAGAAGAUGUUUAUACACACAAAAGGAUGUGUACCGCAGUUUGAAAAAUGGCUACAGGAGAAUCUAACUGUAGUUGCUGGAAUCUUCAUAGGAAUUGCACUUCUGCAGAUAUUUGGGAUCUGCCUGGCUCAAAAUCUCCUGAGUGACAUUGAGGCGGUCAGAGAGAGCUGUUUGUUCACCUGAAAUGAUUGAGCCAUUCGUCAGACAGAGCCUCCAUCUUUCUGUCACUCAGCAAUAGAACUGGCAAAUUAUCAUCCGAGUAUCCUAGCAACCAGUGAAGGAGUCACAACCAAAUUCACAUACCUCCUUUUUUACAAUGUACAACGACAUCUUAAUGUUUCCAUGAUAAUGAUGUACAACGAUAGAUUUGUAUUAUUUUUAAGUCAUCUCUAAUCCUUUUUUAAACAUCACACAAACAUUAAUUUAAACAUUAUUGACAUGCUGACCCAACACACAACUGAUUUAUUUUUUAUACUUGUCAGUCUAUGUACAUGUGCAUCAAAUGAAUGUCUUUGACACCUUGAACGUUGCAUUUUUAAAACCUGUCAAGUUGAAAAUGGUUAAACUUCUAAAAAGUAUGUCUCGAGACUCCUGUGUUCAGUUCAAUUCGAUUGCACAAGAACUCAAACUGAACCCUUACAAAUUUCUGCCUAAUUGAAACUGAUGCAGAAGAUGCAGUUGUGAUUAUUUAUUUAUAUAUAUAUAUAUAUACAAAUUCUGUGUUCAACGCUGUUGAGAUUAUUAUACUUAUAGCUACGUAUUGGUAGCUGAAAGCGUUAUCUACUCAGUUGUAAUAUGUAAUAAACAAACACACAAGGGACAAGAUUGUUAUAAUUUUGUGAAGGACGGCCGUUCACCUUCUGCUGAGCUUUUAGUAGAAUUCUGUGUCCGCGGGAAUUCAUUGAGACCACUUGUUUAUUUUUUUAUUCACAUUGUCACAUAGUGUCUGUAUAUGACCUGUUAAAUGGAUUUUAUAAAACACAGUUGCUUUUGAAUCUAAGAGAAAAUACAUUGCAUGCGUAUUGGAAAAACACUACAUUUUCCCAGUGUUAAAAUAUUUUUGUGAAUAGUUAGGUUUAUGGCUUUGAAAUUAUAGCCACUAGAAUGUUAAAAAAAUAAAUUAGCUCUGAGAUUUUGCCAGAUUGAAGGCUUUAAUUCAAACUGGUUAAAACAGAACGAAACCCACUAAAGUUGGUAAAAUCAUGACACAAAAUAAGAAAUAAAUUUUCCAUAAAAAAAAAUAAAGCCUAUCAUGGUGCCAUCAAGACUUUUGGUAUUGUGACAUUACCAUUAUGACAACUAAGCUCAUUACAUCACUGUAAUGCUAAAAUCAAUUCUAAUAUAUUUAAGUUAUAAAGUAUUACUACAUCAUGGUCGUAUGAAAAAGACUAAAACACGUGUUAUAUAUAUAUACACACAGGAAGAUUUUCA